UCAAGAGUCUUUCUCUCCUUAUCCCCCGAGCAUUUCGGUCCCUCGUGAUUCGACUUCUCUUUCUGUAGUUUUAGUAUAGUAAGGUGAGCGCUGAAGCGCUGCACGAAUCUUUCUUAGAAAGAUUUAGCGACGAAGUUCUGCCCCUACAGAGCCCGACUCCUAGCUAAAAUCCCCUUGUAAGUUUCGUCGAAGGAAAUUAUUUUAAAGUAAACGAAGCGCUGUCCGAGUACCGAGUCACCACCUUCUCAAGUGUUGAUAUGAAGUGACACUACACUGAGAGAUUUAAAGAGAUGUAGAUCACUAGUGUAAAUAAUUGUAAGUUCUGUUUAUGCUUAUGUUUUUGUAUUAACGAUGACAUCCCAAACGUUUUAAAAUGAAAUAAAUACGUUUCUUCGAAAAUGUUUUAAUAACGUAUUUACCAUGUUUUUCUGGGAACAAAUUCCGCAACAUUUUUAUAAAAUGAAGUACUCUGAUUUUUAUAAAGCAUAAACAACAUCGGUCUUUUCUGGCCGUGAAAAUGGGGAUGUCACAGUUGGUAUCAGAGCAUUAGUUUAAGCGAACUAGGAAUAUGGAUUUAUUUCUAGACUUAAACUUAGAAUGCUAAGCGAUGAUCGUGAGGUGUGAGCACUAGCUUAUUUUAGGAAUUAUGCCUAAAAUGCUUUUAUGUGCUAAAUGCUUGUGCCUGAUAUGCUGUUAUUUGUUCGGAUCUAUGGUUUGUUGCCGACCGGAUCUGGAAACCUUAUGUGUUUAGGAUUCUAAGCGUUUAACUACGAUAUUAGAACUAGCAUAUAAACGUUUCGGAGUGAUAAGAAUGAUUUAAACGUCAAUCCUAAGUAAAGGUCUAGAUUCACCUUAUUCGGCGUAUAGAUCAAGAUGACAAGAACCCGUAGCGGAAACGUGAAUGCAAAUGGGAACCGAGAUCAACCCCCAGCGAUUGAUCAAAUACCGGUUGUGGUAGCCGCUGCUGAGCCAAUAACGAUGGCAGGAGUGCAAGCGAUGAUCCAAGCAAUGUUGGAUCGUCAAAUGGAGGAAACCAGACGUUUGCUCCAGCAAAAUCGUGAGGAAGCGACUAUUCAGAUCGAACAGCCCAAGUUGAACGAAGGGCAGACUGAGGAAGGAAACUACAGUGGGACUGUUGGUCAAGUCAACCCACCAAUAGUUCGACAAAACAACCAAGAUGACGAAGUCGAGAGGAAUGGAUGCAAGUACAAGGAUUUUCUGACUUGCAAGCCAUCGACUUUCACUGGAAAGGAGGAUCCGAUCGGGGUCAUGGAUUGGAUCUCGGAGAUGGAAUUAGCUUUCAUGACGUGUGGUUGCAAGGGAAAACAACAGACCACGUUUGCAGUGCGUCAGUUUCGAGGAGGCGCUGUACGAUGGUGGAAUACCUUGGGAAAGACGCUGAGCCCCAAUGAGCCCCUGCAACUGACAUGGGCAGAAUUUUUGGUGCAUUUCAAACGUAGGUACUGCUCAGCCCAAAAUCUGCUCGAGCUAGAAAACCAAUUCCUUACCUUAAAGAAAGGAAGCAUGUCUAUUGAUGAAUACACCAACAACUUCACAGAGAAGAUGGAGUUCGCCUUACGUCUUGUUCCGGAUGAGCUGACAAAAAUUGACAAGUACGCAAAGGGACUUCCAUGGGAAUAUGCAGUGCCAGUGCGUCAGGCACCUACUUUGGAGGCAGCUAUCUGGGCUGCCAAGUCGGUUGAGGAGAUGAUCAAGGGAAGAGCCGCCAACAAGACCGAGGUUGGCGAAAAGAGGAAGUUUGAGGGGUCUGCGAAGCCCGAUGAGAGAAGCAAAUCAAGUACCAGGAAGUUUAGAGGAGGAGGGAGUGAAGAAAGAUGGUGCGAGAAGUGCAAAAAGAAACACUCUGGAAAAUGCAGUGAGGAAGUAACUUGUUUCAAGUGUGGGAAGCAUGGGCAUUAUGCCAACGAGUGUAAAUUCAAUAAAAGGGUGUGUUACGAAUGUAAUGAGGAAGGACACUUCAAGCAAGAUUGCCCAAAGAGAGAAGGGGCUACAAAGCCAAAUGUGCCGCCAAAGCCAAAGGCGAGAGCAUUUCAAAUGAUCCUUGACGAAGCAGAUAACAAUGCGAGGAUUCAGGAGUGACAACUUGACAUCCAAAGAUCGAGUUAUGAGGUAGCCAUAGAAUCGUAUGAUGUAGCCUGUUAGAGGCAUAUUCUAGGGUGAACUUGAACACCUAUGUAAUAGUUUCAAGGAAUAAUAAAAACCUUCGUUUUGAUAUCUGAUGUCUUAAGCUGUUAUAUGAUUUUCUUGUGUGGUGACUUGGAAAACUGUGGGACAAUACCUGAGACGAGUAUGAGUAGGUGUGAAUGGUAGUAGAGGCCUAUACUACCGGAAGCACAGGACUCACACUUGGAUCAGGGAAAGUCACAAGGUUACCAAGAAGCUAGUAAUUGGUUUCGUGUGUGUUGUUACCAUCGUUUCGGUAAUGACUAAGAAGAUUGUUGAUAUUCCGACCCUAGUGGUCGUAUCGAAUUGAGUCCGACUACGAUGAGUAUGUUGUGUGGUUCAGAGAACCAAGUUUGAUGUAGCGUCCGACUUAAACCAAACGGUUGAAAUCAAAGCGAUCAAUAGAAGUAUCACACUCGUUGUUAAGGAAGUUGGUGGCUAGAAAUGCCUAAUGUUAAAGUGUGAUUAUAUCACAUUAGAACAUGAAGGAAUGCAUAGUCUGUUUUAGAAUUUAACUCUAAGAGACCUAAGUCUAAGUGUUGCAACAUACGAUGAUAGGUCAUUAGAAUAUGACACAUCGAUCUAUAGUAGUAAUAAAAGAACUUAUCUCAAGUCCGUAUCCAGCAAGGAUCGAGAUUGUGACUUGAAGGUCAUAAUUUGGAGUCUAACCUGAGGUAGAGAGCAGGUGCACGAUCGAGUACUCUUACAGUCAAUGAGUUUAAGAGAUAGAA
Lactuca sativa (garden lettuce) is the source of this 2915-nucleotide messenger RNA. NCBI's taxonomy places the organism in Eukaryota, Viridiplantae, Streptophyta, Magnoliopsida, Asterales, Asteraceae. The record is from RefSeq and is a predicted model, not a curated record.